Podarcis raffonei (Aeolian wall lizard) is the source of this 5843-nucleotide messenger RNA. It is a transcript of the gene ZDHHC20, whose product is annotated as zinc finger DHHC-type palmitoyltransferase 20. Lineage: Eukaryota; Metazoa; Chordata; Lepidosauria; Squamata; Lacertidae. The transcript is spliced from 14 exons. Gene Ontology annotation, biological process: peptidyl-L-cysteine S-palmitoylation; protein targeting to membrane; synaptic vesicle maturation. The record is from RefSeq and is a predicted model, not a curated record. Gene Ontology annotation, molecular function: protein-cysteine S-palmitoyltransferase activity. Gene Ontology annotation, cellular component: endoplasmic reticulum; Golgi apparatus. The coding region runs from base 582 to 1748 and encodes 388 amino acids.
AAGCCAGGAUGUGGUUGGGGGGUGUGGUGUGCACGAAUGCCUCUUCCGACGACCCCGAAGAACUGUGGGCUUCCCUGGGCUGCGAGGAGGACUGCAGAGCCGAGGGCGGGAGCCCUUUUUCCGCGGAGCUGCCUCGCCCCCCCCCCCGCCCCGUGACCUUGACAAGAAGCGGAGGUCUCGGGAAGCCGAGGCGGCCUUUUUGCGCGAGGGGAGACGAGAGCGGCCGAGGAGGGCAGCCGCUCUGAAGUGCAAGGAAGCCUGUUCGGGCAGCCAGCGAGGGAGGCGUCCUCCGUCCGCCUCAGGAGCCCUGCGUCUCCUUCCCUCGCCUCGCCACGCCGCCCUCUCCCGCCUCCCUGUCAGGAUUUUGUUCCGUGAGGGUAGCGAAGGCGCCUCUUCUUCUUCUUCCCGCCCUCCCGAGUCGCAGCGCAGAGGAGGCCGGCCGGCCCUGCCCCCUUAGCAGGCGGGCGGGCGGGCGGGGGUGGCUGGCUGGCAAGGCGGGCGGGCGGGCGGAGGAGGCUUCGCCGCAGCGGAGAGCCGAGAGGCGGUUCCAGGCGGUGGGAGCAGCAGCAGCGGCGGCGCAGAUGGCUCCUGCGGGCGGCGGCGGAGGCUCGACGGCGGGGAAGAUGGCGCCGUCGCACGUCCUCAAGUGCUGCCAGAAGGUGCUGGCGUGGGUGCCCGUGGUCUUCAUCGCCCUGGUCGUGGCCUGGUCCUACUACGCCUACGUGGUGGAGUUGUGCUUGUUUACAAUAACCUCAACUGGCGAAAAAGUUGUCUACCUUGUGGUUUUCCAUCUGUCGUUUGUCAUGUUUGUGUGGUCCUAUUGGAAGACUAUUUUUACAUCUCCUGCCUCUCCUUCUAAUGAGUUCUGUUUGUCCAAAUCAGAUAAGGAACAAUAUGAAAAAGAAGAGAGACCAGAAUCCCAGCAAGAAAUCCUCAGAAGAGCUGCUAAAGACCUCCCAGUCUAUACUACAACAACCUCAAGAGCCAUAAGAUACUGCGAUAGAUGCCAGCUCAUCAAGCCUGAUCGAUGCCACCACUGUUCUGCCUGUGACCUGUGUGUACUGAAAAUGGACCAUCAUUGUCCUUGGGUGAAUAACUGCGUGGGAUUUUCAAACUACAAGUUUUUCCUCCUGUUUUUAUUUUAUUCCCUCCUGUAUUGUCUUUUUGUUGCCUCUACAGUGCUGCAAUAUUUCAUAAAGUUUUGGACGCUUUGCCGCAGGAAAUCUGCUGAGAAUUGUCCAAAGAAUGAACUGCUGGACACACGUGCAAAAUUCCAUGUUCUCUUCCUUUUCUUUGUGGCUGCCAUGUUCUUCAUCAGUAUACUGUCACUUUUCAGCUAUCAUUGCUGGCUGGUUGGCAAAAACAGGUCAACAAUAGAAGCUUUCAGGGCACCUAUGUUUCGAAAUGGACCUGACAAAAAUGGCUUCUCUCUCGGAUGCAGUAAAAACUUGAGAGAGGUUUUUGGAGAUGAGAAGAAGUACUGGUUGCUACCAAUUUUUACAAGUUUAGGGGAUGGCUGUAACUUUCCAACACGCUUGGUGAUUAUGGAUCCAGAGCAGCUUACUGUCUCAAGCCAAAAUGAUCCUGCUAAAAGCUCGGGUCCCAGUCAACCAUUUCCUGUUAGGCCACUAAGCGAGUCCCAAAAUCGAUUGCUGGCCAGUGAAAACCAGUGGGUGGAAACCAAUUCAGAAGAUGAAAAUGUUAAAUCAGGUGUAAAAAAGCAUAUUAUAGUUUCAUUGGAGAGCUGAUCUUGGCUUCAGUGUCCAUCCCUCUCUGGAGAGGAAAAGAUGGUUUCUACACUACAUUUGUGCUUGGAUAUUACUUAAUUUUGUAUGGAAGACACUGAUAUAUCAAUGGAACAGUGCCAGCAUGUUAGCAGGAUAUGAAAAAACGAAAUCCUUGACGGUAUCCAGUGGAUGCUUAUGAGCACUGUUGCAUAGCAGAAAGUUUGAUGCCUUAAGAUUCUUGAUGUGCAUUUUUGCAACAUGGACGUAAGCCACUACAAGGGCCAAAUCCUGAAAUACCCUGGAAGGAUAUGAGCGUAUGCAAGACUCUUAGAAGUGCAGAAACUAUGCAUUUUGGCUGCACCGCGGUGGAGGAAACUAAUACUGCAAAGUUGGUGUGAGAAAUGCCAUGCCGGUGUCAUACGGGAGUUUCUUCCAUAGCAAGUCUAUGGAAGAAAGAUGGGGCAGGGGAGGAAAGAGUGAAACAAUCAUAGAGUACGGCCAUUGAAACUGCACAGUACGAUUAUGUGUCUCAAAGCACUAUCUGGUGGACUUGCAGCAUGAUGCAUUUUUGCUUUCUCCACUACCAUUAUCAGAUAACCAGUGGUAUUGGUAGGUGUUGCUAAACAGCCAACCCAAGACUCUGGCCUUUUAGUCCUCUCUGAUAUUGAAGUUCUCUUCCUACAGGCUUGCUUUGUUGCAAUACAACAUCAGACAAGCAAGGUUUUUCCAUUGAUUUUUUUUUUAUUUUUUCCAGAAAUAAGGGCCCACUGGCAACAUGGUACAUUAGUUAGGGAGAAUAAAGUUUCCUCGACUUUCUGUUUCUUUAAAGUGCCAAUAGUUUAAUUUCUAGAAUUUGUCAUAUUAAGCCAUAUCAACAAUAUAAUUUAGUAAAGUGAAUUCCUCUCCUUCCUUCCCCCCCGAGAUGUUUACCUGAAUGUUACUUUCAAAUCUUUUUGACUGAUAAUCCCAGCAUAAAGAUCCCAAUUGAUUUAUCCAUCUUCUUUCAGCCCAGCUCCAGAAAUCAUCCAUUUUUUUUAAAAGAGAAAAUAAACAAAUACGUACUGUACUUUAUGGGACUGGAUUUCACGGGGAUUUUUACUAGCAAAAUUCCUUGAGUAAGAUGUGGAAGAAUGCACCCAAGGGAGAAAGAGGGUUUGUUCUCUAGUUACCCCUACUUUGGCAUCUCUCCCUCCCACAGUCUCACUGACCCUGAAUCCAAGGCCUAUCCUUUUAAGACACAAACCUUUUUCUGAGCAAAUAUUUCUACAAACUACUGUGGGGGCUUAAUCUUUAUUAUCAGUUCACAAGGGGCAGCAAAGUACUCAAUGCUUGACUCAGAAGAAUCCUCAUCUCCAGCCACCCAGCUCUUUAACCUGAAUUCUGGCUUCUGAUACUCUUUAAGGAGGAGACCAUUGUAGCCACGAAGUUCCGUCUUGGCUCACUGUAUGGUGUCAGACUUCCCCAUCAUUCUACCUUGAUGUGUACCUUUUAAUUCCCUAUCAUAAAUUGUGUCCAAGCUGCUCAUAGUUCGUUAGCUCUAUAAAAAUAUUAAAUUCUUCCCAAACCCCUUUUAUAUAAAUUAUCCCAUGUAUGAUACAAGUGGAAAAACCGGGAUCCACUUUGCAAAUCUUAGGAAACAUGACGAUAGUUGGAUGGGGGGAAUUAUAUUGAAAAUAAAUUUUGUAGUUUGUAAAAUAGUUUAGGAUCUUCUUAGAUCAGCUUAGUUUACAAAAUGAAGGAAAAGCUAAAAUGGUUUGUGCUGUCUUUGUGACCAACCCAAACUCAAGAGCUGGAUCCUACACACUUCCUGUGCAAAAUGCAUAAAUCAAGCUCAGGGCUUUCUGUGCAACUGCUAACCUCACUCUCCAUACUCAAGGUAGUGGGAUUUCACCCCAACUCCUGUCCUGAAAUAGCAGUUGCCAUCAGUGCUUCAGAGCACAUGGGGGAAAUAAGCUUUAUGUGGCACAACAGCACCUUGCAUAUAGCUUCUCCAGGUCAGGUGGGGAUGAAUAGAGGCAGGUUUGUUUUUUUGUCUUCUUAUGUCCCAGCCAGCCCACAGAAUGGUCCCACAACUUCUUGCACUAGCUAGGCACUGUAGCAAAUGGACAGCCCCUUCAGUGUUGACGCAAGUGGGCAGAGGUGCCAUGCUCUGCCUUGCUUGUCCCAUUCAUCAUACAGUACCUGUGCUUUGACUCUCAACAGCUUCAGGAAAGGAUAGAAUGGAAUCAAGUAUAUAUUGGGAGCCAGGCCAUAAAUUUAUGGGUUGCGUUUACCAGUUAGGUCAACUAUAGCAGCACAUUUCUUGCAGUAUGUCAUAUAUGUAGAGUACGUAAAAUGGGUAACAGGGUUCUCUUUGUAGAGUGUACAUAGGAAUUAAGGCCCAUCUGCACUUAACGUGAAUCUUAGAAGUCCACACGUUGCUGUUAAUGCAUUCCCUUUUUUCACUAUUGGGGUAAUAAUUGUCAAUAUUUAAUACUUUAUUGAUUUGCAGUCCUUAAACCACUUUGAAAAGGUUCCAGAAGACUCUUCUUCAUGGUAUCCGUUGUUUAAUGUGUAAAGUAUCUUGACCAGUAUUGAGAAAUAAUACCAAAGAAUAUAGUUUGUAAACGGUUUAGUUUUAAUUCCAAUGCCUUAUGAAAGCAUUUUGCUAGUAAAUGACCUAGCAUCAGCAGGUCACAUUUAAGGAUCAAUGUAAUUUUUAAUGCUAGUAAAUACAGUUUGCAUUCCCUAGCAGACACAUUCCUGUUUCAAGAAGCUCCCCUGAGUUCUGAUUCUAGCACAAUCUGGCGUUGCUUGCUGGCCACUUUUAUGAGUUCAAUUUUAUGUUACAGAUUUGGGGUGAAGUUGUUUUUUAAAACAGCAGCACUUCUUUCAUUUACCAACCACUCUUUUUUUCUGGUAGAAUAAUGCCUUAACAAUUGGUAUCUACUACUAGAGUCAAUCAAGUUCCAAACAUCAUCUUUAUUUUUAAUAAGAUGCCAACCCUAAUACACAAUGUGACGUUAGCUCCUGGUUACUUAGCAAUACAUCUCUUGGAUCUGUGUUGGAAACUUAUGCUUUAACUCAGUCUUAAUAUCCAAUAUGUAUUCUCCAGAUCUUAACUUGAAUCUUGCAAGUGGUAGAAAGUGUCUGUCCACAUUUACAGAACAUUAAGUGAAGUUGAGUUGUAGAAGAUCAUCCAACAGGGAUAUGACUGACUCAUAACUUGGGUCAAGUUAGGACAGCAUCAGAACCUUUUUCUUGGUACCCAGAAAUUGUAAACACCAACAGAUGUACAAGUUACAUUAUGUUGCAGUUCCCAAGUAGUCCCAGAAUUCUGGGAUUCUACCAGGAAAAUUUUAUAUAAAGUGGUUUAAGGAAUGCAGAUUUUUCCUUCAUUCCUAAAUGCAUUCACCAGGAAGUCCUAUGGGUUUCUGCAGAGAUGACACAUAAAUACAUGGUUUAGAAUUGCAGACCAUAAUGCAAAACAGAGAACAUCUCUCCACUGUGUCUUCAUUUCUUCUGCCCUCGUGUGUAAAUUACAAGGCCAUAAGAGUGACAUCCUUAGUUUAUGUCUAGGGCUGCCACAACCUGUGUGUUUACCAGUGGGUAUGUCAAAUACAUUGUCCUAUAUUUAUGACAAAGGUGUAUGCAAGGAUUUUACUUAAAUAAAGGUAUAUCCACUGUAACUAAGUAAGCUUGCAAAUACUCAAAUUUAAAUUGGUAUGAGGUUAUUUAGAGGAUAUAUAAUGUGAAUAAUGCAUCUGUUUUUUAUGUUGCAGAUAGGAAUAUUCCUAUGCACAAAGAAAGCAUUGCCAUUAAUACUUUAAAGUGACUUUUUAAAUGGACUUUUAUAAAUAAAUUAAAUAUAAAAGAAUACAGAUCAUUUUGCCUGAAAUUUUCAUGUUUUUAUCUGCACCUUGUAAUAUUUUCAUGUGUAUUUUUCACCAAUAAUUUUAAAUCAUGUUGAGUAUUUUAUAUAUCAAAGUGCAGACUUCCAUUAAUAUCUUAAGCAUAGCUCCUUUUAAGGGGAAAAAGCAUAAUCUUAAACCCUUCUUUGCCAAAGUGAUGAUACAUUAAAAUGGAUUAUGACACACUGAAUGCAAAAGAAACUAAAUAAAUACGUUGAAAAAAUGA